Cantharellus anzutake is the source of this 1362-nucleotide messenger RNA. RefSeq lists its product as uncharacterized. Gene Ontology annotation, molecular function: cysteine-type peptidase activity. NCBI's taxonomy places the organism in Eukaryota, Fungi, Basidiomycota, Agaricomycetes, Cantharellales, Hydnaceae. The record is from RefSeq and is a predicted model, not a curated record. Gene Ontology annotation, biological process: proteolysis. The transcript has 3 exons. Bases 1 to 1362 code for a protein of 453 amino acids.
AUGCCCUGCCCAUCCUGCCCUAUCAUAAAGAAAAUCAUUUCUGAAUAUGAUCCCAAUGACGAUAACCCACCUUGUUCAGUAAAAAUCGGCAUCCACUAUGUCCCUGUCAGCAUUGUCCGAAUUUGGGAAGUCCUAUUUCAGAUUCACAAUGUCCAGAGGAUGUGGAGAGAGUCAGAGGCGCAAGUUGAGAAACUGGCAAGCCGUUUCCCUACUCACCGCAUUGCCAUCAAGGUGGCCAUAAAUCGACUCCUGUCAUGCGAAUGGAAUACCGAAGUCCUUGGAUUCUCAAAAUCAAUUUUGGGUUCAAUUGGGGGACUGAUACGUCAUCUCACCUUAUCCUGUCUCGUAACCACCGAUAUCUCAUACCACAUAGAACUUCUGGAAAGGGAUUUGGAGGCCCACGGAAUACAUGCUAGGCUCUUCAGCCCCAUUGAUGUCCAGUACCUGACCGGAUGUGCCAUGCAACUGGAUGGGAACGGCCACAAAAGAUACACAAAUGAUUGUACCUGCAAAGUUCUCCGCAGAUUUGGCUCUGAGCUCUCAUCUGGAACUAUGUCUCAGUUUGGUGGGAUCACUCACAUCAACAACAAUCAUUGGGUUGCCUUUGUGAUCUCCGCCACAGAAUCAACCAUUUACCUCGCAGACUCCUUACACCAGCCAACAGGAGUUGACAUCGCAGCCAAGGAGGCAGUCAAUGCUCUUCAAUGGUGGCUCAACAUGUCUUAUCUGGAAUCAAAUCAAUCAGUUCUUCCAUUUCACGUUGCGCCGCUGCCGAUUGCUUAUCAAAAUGAUGCCACUUCAUGUGGUUUCUUCGCUCUCAAUGCGUUGAUGCACUGUUUUAUUCCAAUGAAAUACCCACUUUGCAAAGACAUCGCAAUGCUGCGUGUCAAAUUCAUCACAUCAAUCCUUGACCACCAUAGUGCACAGGCAACGCCUAUCCCAGAAGCAACUGCCCUGAUGGUGAUGGCCACCUCAGAGGUAGCCACCUCAGCAGAAAUAACUGGACCAUCAGACCCAGUGAUAGCCGAGCCAGUGCCAAUGGCAUUCUCAUCAUUGGUGGCUACCCCUGCAGUAAUGACCCCAGUAGCAGAAACUGAGCAGCCAAUGACCUCAGACCAUACAACGAUCCAAGUGACAGCAACGGAAACUCCGACAGGACUCCUAACAGUAGCAGAACCGACUUACCCAGUAAAUCAAGGAGCUAGCAGAGCUGUGGUGGAGUCCUCAGUUAGUUCAGAUGUCAGAAAAUCGAAGGGAAAAAAACAGAAGUUGGACUUGGCCAUGCCGAAGGGGGUUCAGGAACAUGGGUUGCUGCGGUUCUUCAGCCGAAAAGACAGAAGUUGGAGAGGAGUCGAGCAUUAG